This is a messenger RNA of Tetrahymena thermophila SB210, 300 nucleotides long. Its product is annotated as family 7a metallothionein 1. Lineage: Eukaryota; Ciliophora; Oligohymenophorea; Hymenostomatida; Tetrahymenidae. The transcript has a single exon. The record is from RefSeq and is a predicted model, not a curated record. Gene Ontology annotation, molecular function: cadmium ion binding.
AUGGAUAAAAUUUCUGGUGAAAGCACUAAAAUUUGUAGCAAAACUGAAGAAAAGUGGUGCUGCUGCCCUAGUGAGACCCAAAAUUGCUGCAAUUCUGAUGAUAAAUAAUGUUGUGUCGGUUCAGGAGAAGGAUGCAUAUAUGUAUGCUGCAAGUGUUGUAAGGUUCAAGCUGAAUGUAAAUGCGGACCUAAUGCUAAAUACUGUUGUAUAGAUCCCAAUACUGGAAACUGUUGUGUUUGUAAAACUAAAUUUUGUAGUAAAUCAGAUUCUAAAGAAUGCUGCCCUGGAGGUAGUUGCUGA